Molecule: messenger RNA, 6105 nt
Organism: Pseudoliparis swirei
Lineage: Eukaryota; Metazoa; Chordata; Actinopteri; Perciformes; Liparidae
Gene: fam241a
Product: family with sequence similarity 241 member A
Exons: 2
Coding region: 111-542 (143 amino acids)
Cellular component (GO): intracellular membrane-bounded organelle
Source: RefSeq, a predicted model, not a curated record
GGCGCUCGGGGCGGACACCCCGGGACAGACACCAGGGACUGCGCGCCUUCAUUCAGCCCGCUGGCAUGUUUUGAUUCCCUGAAAGUUACCGUCUGUGGACGAGCAUUACAAUGUCCAAUGCAACGCAGCACGCGAGCGGCCAGUGUGCUUUUCGUCGACGCGAAUUCGCAGAGCUGCCGACAGACAACCAGAGGAGAUGGCACGCGCCUCAACACGACCACGGCGCGAGGCAGACCGCACUCCAAUACCAGCGACACCAGGUCGAUGGCAGCCGGAGCCAUGAUCCCACCAUCGGAUGGCCCCACGUGGACGACCCCACCACCAGAGAGCCUCGAUUAGAUGACUGCGAACGGAUGGGCACCCUGUUCGGGAUGCUUAACAAGUGCCUACGGGGGAUGGGAUUCAGCCAGAUGUACUUUGGGGACAAGAUCGUGGAACCAGUUGUGAUCUUGUUCUUCUGGCUGCUGCUCUGGUUCCUGGGCAUCCAGGCCCUGGGACUGGUGGGAACUCUCUGCAUUAUCAUCAUCUACAUCCAGGAGUGAAAAGAGCAGAAUGUUUAGCAGAGCCUGCUGUUUUUCUUUGUUUGACGCUUAACAUAUGCAGGAUUUUGUACUAAUGGGUGUUUGGAUUGGAAAUCUGCAGUGGGCCUGCGCUUUUAGAGAGAGGGGGACAGGGGGACAGAGGUGCGAUUUUUGCUCUGUAGUGAUGCUGGCUUCAGCAUGUUUCUAUAAAAGGUCUAGAGUGUGUUCAGUCUGAGUAAAUCCAAACCGGGGUCCUUUUUUCAGGAUCGUCUGGUCUGGAGCUUCUAAGCCGUGCUGACUCGACGUAAACACAUUGAUUGGCUGAUUUAAAAAAGAACACAUUUUGGCAAACUCUUGCAUUUUUAUUGGAUCCCAGAUACUUAUGUUGAUGGCUAAUGAAUGAGAUCAUGUAAUUAUUGGUUUUGUUCCAAUGUUAGUUAUAUCCACUUAUGCAUAGACAUUGUGCAAUAGCUGCGAAGAUGGAUGCCACCGGCAAGACUUGGUUCUUAAUGGCGAUCAGUUCUACAUAAGUAAGCAGUCUAGGGCCACAGAUACACUGUGUUAUUAAUGUGGCUUCUGUGUCCUAUUGUGUGUAGACUUGACGCUCCAAUGUGACCUGCCUGAUCGGAUUAAUUUAGUGCUUAACCCUCCUGUUAUGUUCGUUUCUUACAUACAGCCGUGAUGUUCCCGGGUCAAUUUGACCCGGUUAAUGUUGAAUCAUCCAAAAGUGAUCAGAAACCAAAACAUUCUAAAAACUAUAGUUUGUACCUCAUCACCAACAACAUUACUAACAAUUAAAUCAGUUUUUAGUGGAAUUGAGUUAUUUGCCCCUCCAUAGAUCAGAGUUCAAUCAGGAUCACUCACUCGUUUUUAAUGAAAAAUACAUGUUCAAACUAUUUUUUAGGUACAUUGAAAAAAUCUAAAUCUAAAUUGCAUUAGUCUACCAUAACAUGUAUUUUCUCCUAAAUUUUAUUUGCAUUUUGUAAGUUUUUUUUUCAUGGGGUGAUGUAGAUAAAUAGAGAUGAGACACCUGUGCUGUUCAGGGUCAUAAUGACCCGCCCACUAAAAAUCAAGCCAAAUGAGUCAUAAAGGAUUUGUAUUGAAAGUAAACGUUAGUUAUGUUUAUUUUUAGUGUUAAGAUGCAUAAAUUAUAUGAUAAAAGAUGACCAAAGGCCAGCACACAGUCAUCCUCUUGGUGCAGUCGUAUGUAUCUGCAGAGUGUAAUGUUGUAGGACUUCUCAGCAACCAUUUUGUAUGUUUGGCCCUCCCCUGAUACGUGUGAGUGGAGUUUUCCCGCAGGGAAAAAUAAAGGUUCCCGUCAAAAUAGUAUCUGUAUUUCUCGCACAGGUGCGGUCGUUAGAAAGAGAAUGUGUGUGGGUCUGAGAUUGGGAUGAGACAGGGUGUGUGUCUCUCCCAGUCAGACAGAAAGUAUAUUAGAAGUACUAUACUACAUAUUUAUUAGUUGAGACAUGAAAGAAACCCUCACAUUAGUGUCCCAUGUCCAAUAAAGGUGUAUUUAGGGGGAAAGUUAGGAGAUGAUAAACAUGGUCUGUAAAGUGUGUGUUGGUGUCUGUGCGCGCGUGUGUUAGUGUGUGUGUUGGUGUGAGUGUGUGUGUUGAAACUUGGUGGGAGGGAGUAAGAAAGACUGCCCUACAUUUACAAAGAAAGAAAUAGUCUAAACGUGACUCUUUUGGUGACUUUUAGCCUUCACUUUCACAGCCGGGUCAAAUUGACCCGGGAACAUCAUCUCUGUUAUAUAAACCUACAGGGGGAGGUUGCAAAUACAUGAUAUUUUUUUUGUAUUUUUUUUUACGUUGAUUACACUAAAUAAGGUAAGCAGAAGAAGUUUUAUACAGAAAGAGUACUUAGAAGUAUUUUUCCUAGAUUUUCAAACUUUGAAACGGGUCAAUUUGACCCGCAACAUAACAGGAGGGUUAAAGGAAGGAGCUGUAAAACUCACAUCAUAACCUAACAAGUCUUCACAAUGAAAUAAUUUUGUUCAAGGCAUAUUAUUAUUAUUUAUUUUAUUAUUUUGAAGCAACAUGUCAAGAGAUGUUACGGUUUUUCCAUCAGCAGUAACUUAACACAACCCUCCAUAUCCUCUCCUUUUCUCCUGUGGAAUGUGUGCUGAUAAAUGUAAUUGUGUCCACAUGCUGUCCACACCGCGUUGAGAUCCCAACUCAAUGCGAGCCAGACCACCUCGGCAUGUGAUCUGGUCUGGCUGAACCGCCAGCGAGAGCAGACCUAGAUGGUGGGAUGAAAGUAGCCCUGGCCCCGCCAGCUCUCUCCGCUCUCCUCGUCUCUGGCCGUCUAGCGCAUCGCUAACGGAUACGGGGGGAAAGCAACACUGAUGAACAGAUUGCGAUCAACGCUUGGAUGUAAAACACAACCAGUGUGUGUGGUCUUCCAUUUAGUCUCUGCUGCUGUUGCCUCGACAAUCGGAACCGUACAGUGCUGACACUGACAUGUAUUAAUGCGUAGAGCCAAUCAGUGCACUGACAGCAUAUUAAUAGUAUCAUAUCACACUCAAUAUUGUUGUUUUGGUUCAGUUUGCAAGUCUCCUUAACAUUAUUAAUUUUAUUGUUUACCUGUCACUUUGGUUGAGUGUCAUUAACAGAACAUGCCUCUUGCUUCUUAAACAUAUCAGAUGGUCAUCUUACUCACACUCCUAUUGUUUAGGUCGAUAUAUCUCGUGAGCCUCCUCUGGCUCUUUGAAUCAAUGUGUCCUUAAUCAUAAAUGUACAAAUCCAAAGCUGAAUGUUCACACUCAGACUGAAGUGGAGAAAACUAAUUUACAUAAUUCUAGCAUACUGCUGCAAUUUAACAUUUAUAUUUACCGUACAUUUAUUAAUUAAUAUAUAUAUAUACAGAACUGACUCAUUAUCAGGAGAAAUGGCUGAAGUGUUUGAUUUUCCUGGUGGUCUCAGGUAGUCUUUGCAUAUUUCUUGUAUUGUGUAAAUGUGUAGGUGUCCACGUUAACCGAGCACACUGACCCGCUGCACGUGUCCUGAAGACACUCCUCAUUGUUUAGAAGGAGUUGUUAUGCCUAUCUACGAAGGAGAUGCUGAACAAGAAUAUGUUCAAUUCAAUUCAGUUUAUUUGUAUAGCCCAAUUCCCCAGCAGCUAUAAGCCUAUAGCAGCAUAUCAAGGGGCUGGACCAGGUGCACCUGAUUCAGCCCUAACUAUAAGCUCUGUCAAAGAGGAAAGUCUUAAGUCGACUCUUAAAUGAGGUGACUGUGUCUGCCUCCAGGACUGAAGGUGGAAGCUGGUUCCAUAAAAGAGGAGCUUGAUAACUAAAGGCUCUGGCUCCCAUUCUACUUUUUAAGACUCUAGGAACUACAAGUAGUCCCGCAUUUAGUGAGCGUAGCUCUCUAGUGGGGCAAUAUGGUACUACAAGCUCCUUAAGAUAUGAUGGUGCAUCACCAAUCAAGGCUUUGUACGUUAAGAGAAGAAUUUUAAAAGUGAUUCUUGAUUUUACUGCGAGCCAGUGCAGAGCAGCUAGUGCAGGAGUGAUGUGAUCUCUUUUCUUAGUUUUAGGGAGAAUACGAGCUGCAGCAUUCUGGAUCAACUGGAGGGACCUAAGAGACUUAUUAGAGCAGCCUGAUAAUAAGGAGUUGCAGUAAUCCAGUCUCGAAGUAACGAACGUGUGAACCAAUUUUUCUGCAUCUUUUUGAGACAAGAUGUGCCUGAUUUUUGAAAUAUUACGUAGAUGAAAGAAUGAAGUCCUUGAGAUUUGCUUUACGUGGGAGUUAAAGGACAAGUCCCGAUCAAAGAUAACGCCAAGAUUCUUUACAGUGGUGUUGGAUGCUAGGGCAAUGCCAUCUACAGAAACCACAUCACCAGAUAAUUGAUCUCUGAGGUGCUCAGGGCCGAGUAAAAUUACAAAAGGUUUUGUCUGAGUUUAACAUCAAGAAGUUGCAGGUCAUCCAUGUUUUUAUGUCUUUAAGACAUGCUUGAAUUUUACUUAGUUGGUUGGUCUCCUCUGGUUUUAUCGAUAGAUAUAGUUGAGUAUCAUCUGCAUAGCAAUGAAAGUUUAUGGAGUGUUUCCUGAUAAUAUUGCCCAAAGGAAGCAUGUAUAAGGUAAAUAAAAUUGGUCCAAGCACAGAACCUUGUGGAACUCCGUGACUAACGUUGGUGGUUAUCGAGGCGUCAUCGUUUACAAAUACAAACUGAGAUCGAUCUGAUAAAUAGGAUUUAAACCAACGUAGUGCCGUGCCUGAAAUGCCAAUCGACUGCUCCAGUCUCUGUAAUAGGAUGUCAUGGUCAAUGGUGUCGAAUGCAGCACUAAGGUCUAACAAGACCAGUAUAGAGAUGAGUCCUUUAUCUGCUACCAUUAAGAGGUCAUUUGUAAUUUUCACCAGUGUUGUCUCGGUGCUGUGGUGUUUUCUAAAUCCUGACUGAAACUCCUCAAAUAAACAAUUAUGAUGUAGAAAGUCACACAACUGAUUUGCGACCACUUUCUCAAGGAUCUUGGAGAGGAAGGGGAGGUUAGAGAUCGGUCUGUAGUUAGCCAACACCUCUGGAUCCAGAGUGGGCUUCUUCAGGAGCGGUUUAAUGACAGUUACUUUGAAGGAAUGUGGUACGUGGCCUGUUAGCAGAGACACAUUGAUACUAUCUAAUAGAGAGCUGCCAAUUAAAGGCAAAACGUCUAACCCUUGUGUUGCCUUCGGGUCAUUUUGACCCGAUUCAAUAUUUAACCCUCCUGUCGCCUUCGGGUCAAUUUGACCCGAUUCAAUGUUUAAUGUCGGUGUUCUUUCGGGAGUCAACAAACAAACAUAAAGUACCUCACACUUAAACUUGGAAAACAAUAUUAAUUCUAAUAAUUUUCUGGAGAUUUUAAUAGCUGGGGUCAUAUUGACCUCAAGGGUAAAAUAUGUUAGUAAAUAUAAAGGUAACAGGAGGGUGAAACAUUGAAUCGGGUCAAAUUGACCCGAAGGCAACACAAGGGUUAAGCAGGCUCGUCGGAAUGGGGUCCAAGGGACAGGUAGACGUGUUAGAAGUAGAAACCGUUGACGAUAAUUGGUCACGGUUGAUGGGAGAAAAUCCAUCUAAAUAUACACCAGGGCAUACAGCGGUUUCCAAGGCCAUUCCACUUGAGGACAGAUUGGCACUUGUUAAGGGCAAGAGAUUAUUAAUCUUGUCCCUAAUAGUUAAAAUCUUUUCAUUAAAGAAGUUCAUAAAGUCAUUACCACUGAGGUCUAUAGGAAUACUCGGCUCCACAGAGCUGUGACUGUCAGCCUGGCUACAGUGCUAAAGAGAAACCUGGGGUUGUGUGGGCUAUGAUGACAAGUCUGUAUGAACUGUGUGCUAUAGACUUAAAGGAGCACAAUCCAAGUCUAAAGGACUGUUGAGAGACCUUUUCAUGUCGUUAUGCUAUUAGUGGAAAUUCUGCAUUUAAAAAUGGGCUCAAGUAUGACUGCAGAACUUUUAGCAGCAAGAUGUCCGACAUUAUCUACAAGAAAAGGCAAUAUACAUUGAAAUGCCCCAGUGAGUGUUUCAUCAUCAUACAUUACAAACAAUGUAUGCAUCAUAAAUGUUUGCCACAGAUCUUUUCUUCUCUCAAUAAAUCCAGAAGCAAACAGGA